AUGAAGGACAAACAAAAGAGAAAGAAGGAGCGGACCUGGGCUGAGGCGGCUCGCAUGGUGUUGGAGAACUUCUCUGAUGCUCCCAUGACUCCCAAACAAAUCCUCCAUGUCAUCCAGACCAAGGGGCUGAAGGAAAUGAGGAGUGGGACAGCUCCCUUGGCGUGUCUGGUCACCAUGCUGCACUCCCAGGUGAGAGGAGACCGAGUGAAGAACAGCAUCUUCUUCAAGCUGCCUGGACGGAUGAGUCUGUUCACCCUGAAGAAGAAUGCCCUCCAGUGGACAAAGACAACUUCAGAGUCGGAGACGCUGGCCGAAGUGGCCGGCAGUACUGGCCACCAGGCUUCGAGCAGCGGCGGCCCUGCAGCAGGCUCGGCCGUGGUCCCAGUCGGUCCCACUGAGGCCACAGAGCAGGAGAGCUGUGACUCCACUGAGACCACCGCUGCUGCCAGUGGAGACAAUGACGCCUCAGUGGACGAGAGCUCGUCCAGUGCCUCCUGCUCCACAGAGCUGCAGGCUCCCAGCUCCCAGCCCCAGACCCGUCUCAGCAGGGCAGCAGGACAGCAGGGACGUACAGACGCACAGCAGACCCAGCACACCCAACACGCCCAAACCAGACUGAGCCGCUCCAGACAGUCAGGGAGGCAGAGGAAGAAAGCAGUCAUGAUGCCUCGUGUUGUCCUCACGCCUCUGAAAGUGAAUGGAGAGCAUGUCCCUUCAGGGCCCAUGAAGAGGAGUCGAGGAGGGGUGGAUGUUGACUUUGAAACACCUGGAUCCAUCCUGGUCAACACCAACAUCAGAGCUCUCAUCAAUGUGCGGACCUUUUCAGCCUUUCCCACACACUCUCAGCAGCAGCUGCUUCAGCUGCUGCCAGAGGUCGACCGACAGAUCGGACCUGAUGGGAUGGCCAGACUGAGCAGCUCAGCUCUCAACAACGAGUUCUUCACCCAUGCCUCCCAGAGCUGGAAGGAGAGGCUGGCUGAGGGUGAGUUCACUCAUGAGAUGCAGGUGCGUUUCCGACAGGAGAUGGAGAAAGAGAAGAAGGUGGAGGUGUGGAAGGAGAAGUUUUUUGAAGAAUACCACGGGCAAAAGUCCGGUCUAACACGAGAGGAGUCUCUGAAACUCACCAUGAGUGAAGCCAGUGAAGUUGGAGCCAGUGUGCUGGACAGUGAUGUGGCAGUGGUGACGAGCGGUGCCCCCAAGAGACGCAGCGUGGGUCGGCGGAGGAGAGACGGCAGGAUGAGGAGACGCACGCGAGCUGACCUGCGUCGCAGGGCCCGCAGGCCCCUUUGUAAGGCCCCUGCUGCAGCCCUUCAGUCUGCAGACACAGCUGAGGCCAGUGCUGCAGUCGACAUGUCAACGGUUUCUGUUGGCUCGCCUGUGUCCGAUGCCACCGUGGUUCAGGGCGAGGUUGUGCUGCAGGCCGAGUGUGGCGUGGAGCUCCCAGCCGAGAGCGCCUCCAUGGAGCCAAAGCCCUCCCCCGACCCGGACCCCAGCCCCAGCCCAGCCUCUACCAGUGCAAACGAGGAGCCCGAGGUGACAGCCCGCCUGCUCCCCGAGGAGGCUGCACCUGUCCUGACCUCCACCUCCUCCCCGUCCUCCUCCUCCUCUGUCUCGUCUGCCUCCUCACCCGCCUCCUCACCCUCCUCACCUUCUGAUAGACAGGGAGCUUUUGCUGCUGGCUUGGACUCAUCUUCAUCCUCCUCAGCAUCUUCCAGCGCCGCAGUGGCGGCCGAUCCCCUGGACGACACCGCCUCCGUGGUCACAUCCGUCACAGGCGGCACUGUCACCAGCAGCCGAGAGAGCAGCCCCUCCGCCAGCCCAGCCAGCACCCCAGCCCCAAGCGCCCAGCUCAAGGAGCAGAAGAGGAGGCCAGAGGAGACUCAGGCCUUCUCCAGCUUCCCCGAAAAGAGGCCGCGGCUCGACGACCGUCAGUCCUUUCGUACCACAAUCGACGGUGUCCGUUCGGAGAAGCCGCAGCCGACAACAGAAGAGCCCAAGGUGCCGCCUAUCAGGAUUCAACUGUCCAGAAUCAAACCUCCCUGGGUCAAGGGCCACCCAACCUACCAGAUCUGCCCCCGGAUCGUGCCCCCCGGCGAGGGCUCGCGGCGGUCGGGGACGGGGGGCGCACGCACCUUGGCAGACAUCAAAGCCCGCGCCCAGCAAGCCCGGGCCCAGCGCGAGGCCGCUGCUGCUGUUGCAGCCUCUGGCGACGGGGCGGGGUCGGCCGGGGUCCGGUUGCGGCCUGCUGCUGGGCUACCGGAUAGCAGCAGUGGAAGAAGAGCACGAGAGCAUCCGGGACCUAUCGAGAGAGGAGGAGGAGGAGGAGGAGGAGGAGGAGAUAGUGGGAUGGAGGAGCAGGGAUCGUCUUCAGGCGCUAAUUCGUCUGGAACACAACUACUGCUUCUCAGUGUAGAUCCCACACCCCAGCCCUCCCCCUCCCUGUCCACUACCUCCACCUCCAUGUCCCUGGAGCCCUCGCAGACACCCAGCCCCCCUCGAGAGGAGGCAGUUGGGGGGCCAGAGUCUGUAGAGGAAAUAGAAGCUACAUCCGCCGGAGUUCAGAGCCCCCCCAACGGGAUCGCAGACAAGGCUGCUGACUCGCCAGAGCCCGACACUGUAGCCGAGUCUGUGGUCCCCCAGCCCACCAGGAAAAGCCAGGUGCCAGAGUCGGUGGCAGCCCCCUCAGAGAGGCCAGGCCAAGUCUGUGAAAAACCCUCACUGGCCCCGACUUCAAUCCCUGAUUCCCUCCCCAGGUUCGGGGCUCAGGGUGUGGAUGUUAUUCAGACGCUGGCCAGCUCCAAGGAACAAGGGAAAGAGGCCGGGCAGGGGGGUGUCAUCCAGCAUGGCUCCCAUCACGUGGACCCCCAGGAGCCCCUCCCUCACUCAGCUGCAGAGACAACAGGUGUGGACUCUGUGUCCGGAGCAGAGAAGGAAGACGAGGCGGGUACUCACAGCGACUCCACGGAAACCGCCUCAGACUGUGAGAACGAGAGUCAGGACGAUGAGCAGCAGCAGCCAGACCAGGACUGGGGCCCCCUCCUGAGCACCCAGAGAAACAGCCAGCUGGUCAUAUGCAGCUCUCAGAACCAGCAGCCAGUCAUCCAGGCCCACGUGUCCAGCCGCCAAGGUCAGACCGUCAUUCAGCCCUGCUUCCCCAACAGUUUGCCCCGCCCCCAUUCUGUGGACCAGCAGUCUCACACUCAGGGGCUCAAGGACCCUAGUGUCGUGGUCAAACUGGAACCAGUGGACGACGGACGAGCCCCCAGACAGAGUUCUGCUGAGGAGGAUUGUCGUGGAGGUGUGAAGUCCUCGGUGUCCUCCAGGAGACCGUCCAGCUCCUCCAGACCCGUGUCCAGCGUGGAGGCCAACAAUCCUCUGGUCACCCAGCUGCUGCAGGGCAGCCUGCCCCUGGAGAAGGUCCUCCCCCCACACUCUGCCAACAGGCUGGAGAUCAGCCGACUGCCAGGACCCCAAUCCAGACCGCUGCCACCAAGGACCCCAGGGCCUCGCCACAGGCCUGAGGCCUCUGCCCAGUCUUCUAGUCCAGAACUGAAUGUGGUCUCUCAGCUCCACAUCAAGUCUCCGACAGGCCGCUCGGUGUCAUGUGUGAUGGAGGGCCCCGCUGUGUCACAGUAUCAGUCCCAGCAGGCCCCCGGGGCUGUGCCGGUCAUCACCCCCCUGCCCCCCUCCUCCUCCUCCAGGAGUAAGUCAGAGCCCAACUACCAGAGUGCUGUGGAGUCGGCCGUCAUCAAAGAGUCUCGUGGCCCCCAGCCCUCCCCCGGGGCGACUCCGGACCGGCCCCAGCCAGCCCACCGGACCAUGCCUAACGGGCCGUCUCCUCCCCACGCAGACACCUGUCCCACGGAGAUGCUGCCUACUAUUAAGAUUAACUGGCGCCCCCCCCAGUCUCAGCUCCCCCACCCUCACCAACAGCAGCUCUCUCCUGCACCCACUAUAAAAAAUGAAGCGGUGAUGCGCCCCUCCUGCCAGGCUCUGGCCAAAUCCUCUCCCACUGUACCCAUGAGUGUCACCAAAAAGGAGCCAUUGAGCUCUAUGGACAGCUACCUGAGCGGGGGGGCAAUGGAGGGGCUCCUUAACAUGGAGAUGACUUUAGCCAGGAUGGCAAAAAAGGAGCACAUUAAAGCUCCCUACUCCUCUGGCUCCCCCUCCACCUCCUCCUCUCCUUCCCCCUCCUCCUCUGCCUCCUCUCUCCCUUUCCAGCUGUAUGGGAAGCUGCCCAAGCCGGGCGGAGGUGUGGGCGCCGUGAGCUACACAGCCAACGUGUCAGUCAUGGACAAUGGCGGCUUCUCGCGGAGCAUGGCGGACGGCGUGCUGCAGCUGCACCCCCGCCUGGCCUCCGGUCAGACCCUGAGCAUCCAGGCCUUCACUGACAGCACAACGGAGGAGGUGGCGCUCAAGUGCUCAUGUCGCCUCAAAGCCAUGAUCAUGUGCCAGGGCUGCGGCGCCUUCUGCCACGACGACUGCAUCGGGCCCUCCAAACUCUGCGUGUCGUGUCUGGUGGUCAGAUAGCAUGGUGACUGUGUGUGUACAGGAUCAGGACUGGGGCGCUCUGAAGGAGGGGGGGCCUGACAGGCAGGACUUGUAUAAUAUAACUGGUCUGUAUUUUUUGUUGUUACAGAUUUUCAGAUUUUUUAGUUGUACUGAUAUAUUGUUAUUAUU
Molecule: messenger RNA, 4680 nt
Organism: Seriola dumerili (greater amberjack)
Lineage: Eukaryota; Metazoa; Chordata; Actinopteri; Carangiformes; Carangidae
Gene: asxl1
Product: putative Polycomb group protein ASXL1
Exons: 13
Coding region: 1-4530 (1509 amino acids)
Biological process (GO): positive regulation of transcription by RNA polymerase II; animal organ morphogenesis
Cellular component (GO): PR-DUB complex
Molecular function (GO): DNA binding; peroxisome proliferator activated receptor binding; chromatin binding
Source: RefSeq, a predicted model, not a curated record